This is a messenger RNA of Scomber japonicus (chub mackerel), 639 nucleotides long. RefSeq lists its product as uncharacterized. Lineage: Eukaryota; Metazoa; Chordata; Actinopteri; Scombriformes; Scombridae. The transcript is spliced from 4 exons. The coding region runs from base 1 to 639 and encodes 212 amino acids. The record is from RefSeq and is a predicted model, not a curated record.
AUGGCGGAGGCAGACCUCCUUGACCUCCUCCACAUCCUCAACGAUUUAAGUGAGGACGACUUUAAGAAUUUCAAAUGGUUCCUGAAGAUUGAAAAAAAGGGCGACAUCGAACCCAUUCAAUGGGCCCAGCUGGAGAAGGCAGAGAGGAGAGACGUGGUGGAUCUGAUGGUGCAGAAAUAUGAACUAGCUGGAGCUGUGGAGGUGAUGAAGAGCGUUUUAAAGAAGAUCAGCAGGAAUGAUCUGGUGAAGAAGUUAUCAAACAUCAGCUCAGGAUCAGAAGGAGCAGUGAGCAGUGGCACUGACAGGAGUAUCAACCCUAACACAGAUGUUUCUGAUGGUGGGAGUAAACCAGAGCAACCAGCAGAAACCCACACUAACACUGGGGAAACAUCUAAACUCAUCACAGAGACGACCGGAGACAACAAGGGUUCAAACCCAGGACCUUCUAGCUGUGAGGCAACAGUGCCAAAAACUGAGACACCUCACUGCUCACACACAGAAAGUGGAAAGCAGGAGGGUUUAGACGAACAUCAACACAUUCUGAUAACUAGAUGUCAACAUCUGACUGAAGAAACUGAUGAAGCAGGAAGGAAAAUCCCCUUCAACAGCUCCUACACUGAGGUGGUGCCUCACCUCUAG